GUUAGUGCGGGGUAGUAAACACUCACUCAGCAGUCAUCUAGUCCGAGUGGCUGCUCACUGACACCCUGGACGACUCCGCGAUUUAGCUUGACACGUGAUCAUUAAUUCAUUUACAACCUUUGGAUAAAAUUCCGAAGCCAAACCCGUAUGCAUUUCCCCCCCUUACACAGAAGUGCCUUUGUGCGUCUGGAAAGAGCGAGCAGCAGCACUUUGCCUUGAUGGGAUACAAAAGGCGCAAGUUUACGCCUGUCAGUUGGAUUUAAACAGGGUCGGAAUGACUCAGGCUCCAAUUAUGGACGGAAAAACUCUGCGGUGACUUUGAUCACAUCAUUCGGCAUUUGUUGGGAAUACUUUCAUCGUCCAAUCAACAAGAGAUGGACUCGAUGGGGAGCACCAUGCAGAACAAGGCUGCCGAGCUGGAGCGCAUGGCUGAAGUCCUUGUCACAGGCGAGCAGUUGAGAUUGCGGCUCCAUGAGGGCAAAGUCAUCAAAGACCGGAGGCAUCAUCUCCGCACCUACCCCAACUGCUUUGUGGCUAAAGAGCUUAUUGAUUGGUUGAUCGAACAUAAGGAAGCCUCAGACAGAGACACGGCCAUCAAGAUCAUGCAGAAGUUGCUCGACCAGAGCAUCAUCCAUCAUGUUUGUGACGAGCACAAGGAGUUCAAAGAUAUGAAGCUGUUUUACCGCUUCAGGAAAGAUGAUGGAACGUUUCCUUUGGACAGCGAGGCUAAGGUUUUCAUGAGAGGCCAGAGGAUAUAUGAAAAAUUGAUGAACACAGAGAACAGCUUGGUUAAGACUCGGGAGGAGGAGAACGUUCCCUACGAGCGUACACUGGUGGCGUCAGAGUUUAUUGACUGGCUCUUGCAGGAGGGGGAAAUGGCCACCAGAGAGGAGGCGGAGCAACUUGGGCGGAGACUGCUGGAGCAUGGAAUCAUUCAGCAUGUAACCAACCAGCACCACUUUGGGGAUGGUGACCUCCUCUUUCAGUUCCGGAUGAAUUUCCGACGGCGGCGGCGACUGAUGGAGCUACUGAACGAGCGAACUCGUAUGAUUCCAGAGAGCCACGACAGCCCUUUCUGCCUGCGCAAACAGAACAUGGACAUCAGCAGCAACAGCUUUCUCUCUGUAAGCCCAACUAAAGAGAUUAAGGUGGUGUCGGCAGUGAGGCGAAGCAGCAUGAGCAGUAGCUGUGGCAGCAGUGGCUAUUACAGCUCCAGUCCCACUCUGAGCAGCAGUCCUCCUGUGCUCUGCAACCCGAAAUCUGUGCUGAAAAGACAAGUAAGCCCAGAGGAGCUACAGACUCCAGGAGGUCCGUUUGUAAAGAAGACAUUCACUAUUGUCGGUGAUGCAGUGGGCUGGGGUUUCGUUGUCAGAGGAAAUAAACCCUGCCACGUCCAGGCUGUUGACCCCAGUGGACCAGCUGCUGCAGCAGGGAUGAAGGUGUGUCAGUUUGUGGUCUCAGUCAACGGGCUGAAUGUGCUGAAUCUGGACUACAGGACCGUCAGUAACCUCAUCCUCACAGGACCCAGAACUGUGGUCAUGGAGGUCAUGGAAGAGUGUCAGUCAACACCUUUGGUCAAAUCUUCAGCAGAAUGAUCUGGAGUAAGGCAGAGAUCCAGUCAUCGGCUGUCACAACAUCACUGUUGGUCUUAUCACUAUUAGCUCAGUUACACUACUUCCUAUUUGUGCAUCACAUCGUUCUCGAAGAGAUUCAUUAUGAGGAUGUUAUGACGGCAGAGGGGAAAAUGAAUUUGUGUCAUGAUAUUGAAACCAACUGUUUUUAGAUUGAAGAUAUUGAGUACGGGAAUCCAUUCCUAAACGUUUGGUGUGUAGCAUUCGAGUGAUGGCCAAGAGCUUCAUUCAGGUGAAGGCAAGGUUUAUGAGUAAGCUGAGCGAAGCUAACGAUAACACAUUGUUGUGUUGCAGUGCCGCGGUGCAUUCAUGCAUGGCUAACAAAGUGUCAAUUCCACACAUUUUCAGGGCUAAGUGUCAAUAGGUCAUAUUUUGAGACAACCGAACAUUCUUUAAUUAGGAUUUAAAAGGGAUAAGCUUUACCUCGGCAGUGUCAGAAACAUGUCACUUUUUUCUUUUUUGCAUUUGUAAAUAUUAUUGAAGAAAAAUGUUGAUAUUCAAAAAACAAAGAGCACUUAGGUAAUAUGUGAUUUCUAAAUAUCUGCAAUUUGUGCAGAUAAAUAUCAGACCACUGAAAACAAUAUCAGUUUUUAAACAGUUGUAACCAAUAUUUACACUGCAAUAAAUGUCAUUUAAGCAAGUGCAAAUAUCUUAAAUAUAGUCAAAUCUAUUGUUUUUUUUUAUUAUAAGAUUAUAUUAAAACAGAUCAAUUUAUCUGAACUUAUUUUAAGCUGUGAAUUUUCCUACUUUAUUAGCAAAUAACAUUUGUGGACUGUGUUUUCUUUCUAGAAUCUUUCAAAAAAAGAAAACAUUUUACUAUAUUUAUCUCUAUAAAAAUAUUUUCGAUAUAUUUCCACUUGCUAAAAUGAACAAUUUUGACAGUGUAAUUCACAUUUUACAGUGAAUUGUCUAUUACUGGAAUGCACAUUUUAAGUCUCUUUAUUAUGUAAUAGAGUACAUACAGUAGCAAUAGUUCUAACAUUUUUAUAUUAAGGUUCCCUUAUUUAGUGAAUAGAAUAAAUUACACAAUAAACUUAGUAUUAACAACCCAAGUGAUUUUAACAAAGAACUUUUACUGACUUUUACAAGUUAAUUAAAUAUUCAAGCUUUCACUAAUGUUUACUCAAUCUGUGACUAAAACUUAGACCACAGAAAUGAGCAAAAACAAAAUGAUACCAUCUUACCAAACAUUUUACAUUUCCCAGGUGGUUUUGAGAGCUUUUCAGCCUCAAUCCUGAAUUUUACUAGUUAACAAUCAAUAUGGUUGGUUCAAAUUGCUCAUUGUUGGCUUAUUUGUACUUUCUGAUAAAAUAAACAUUGGUUAAUGGAUAUUUAACACAUAUCAAAUCAGGUAUUAAAUUGCAUUUUGGAUGAUUUAAGUUAUGAAUAUUUUCAGGUUCCUGGUUCAAUAAGCUUAAUUUUGACACCAGGUUUAUUACUGUAAAGCAAGAUUGUUUAUGGGGAUAAAUGAAUGCCUCGGAAAAAAAAAUCUAUCUUUUGAAUAUUUAAACGAGGAUGUAGUAAGAACAAGGGAACCUUCUGCCUCAUUUUGACACCAGGAUUUCUACACCUGCAACGCCUUUAAUUAACUUUGCCAGCUGGGUGGUUUUAUAGAAAAAAACAAAACAAGUUUUUUUUUUUUCAACUGGAGUAACCAGCUUGGAUAUUGUUCAAAUCUUUCUCACUUCUGUUGAUGGAGGAAGAUGGGGAUUUGAUCAACCCAUUUUUGCCAAAAUAAAAAACAUUUUUAUAUUUCAUCCACUGCACAUUAUCGACCACAGUACAAAACUAACCUGCGUGACUUAGUACCUGACUUGAUAUGACGGGUCGCAUUUGAUUAUUUGGCUCAUUUGAUUUUGGAAUAUUUUGAUUUAUUAUCAGCUAGCUCAACUGAUACAAGUGUUUGCUUCUUUGUAGCAAACACUCGUUAUGCUGAAAGCAAAUUAUUAAUUGUUUAUGUUGCUAAUACAAUAAAUGUUAUUAGUUCAGGAAACCUUAAUGUAAAGGAUUACCUCAAUAAUCAUAUUGUGCUGAAUGUUCAUGACAACAUAUGAUAGCCAUAUUGUUUCAUGUUUUAACAUGAUAGAUUUUUUUAAAGAUUAAUAAUAUAGUAUUUGAUGUCACUUGAAAAAGUGAAGAAGAGUAAUCUUCUACGAAACGCACAUUUUUAAGAACAAUUAUAAUGUUAAGGAAAUGAAGAAUGAAACCUGAGUUGAUCCAAUGUACAAGAUUAAAUGUUAGUAGUGUUUGCUAACAAUUUGCUGGGGGACUAUUAAGGAUAAAUAAAAAGCCUUGAAAGUAUGUUUUGUACUAUCUUUAAACAAGGACUGUGAAUUCUGACUGCCAGUCCAUUUCGAGUUCAUAUUCCAGAUUUUACAGUGGAUUUGUGCUGAUUUUCCUGGCUGUAUGUGUGCCACAACAUAGAAGUACUGGUUUCACAGAUGGCACUGAACUUGCAGUGCUUCUGCCUUAAUGCCAUUUAUUUUGCUGCUGGUGAAAACCUAACACUCUUCAAUAAAUGUGGACAUUUUUAAUCCUAAACGCUCUCUGUGACAGACUUGUUUUACUGAUUCUAACUGUCCAUUAGCUUUCCUUUUCUGGGAAUAAACAUAACACAUUUAUUUCCUCUGGCACGUAAGGGUAUAAACAUAAAGGCAACUCAGAUAAAUGUAACACUCUCAAGUGCAGAAAAUGUACACAUACAGUACAGUAAAGACAUUUUUUUUACACACUAGAAAUGCAUCUGUCUAAGGGGAAUAAGCUGAAGGUACCAAUUAUGUAUUUUGAAAAAUCAUACCAUGUCUGUUGAAAUGUUUUAUUAAACAUGUUGAUUUGAAUGAA
Messenger RNA from Clarias gariepinus (North African catfish), 4472 nucleotides. It is a transcript of the gene deptor, whose product is annotated as DEP domain containing MTOR-interacting protein. Gene Ontology annotation, biological process: intracellular signal transduction; negative regulation of TOR signaling. The record is from RefSeq and is a predicted model, not a curated record. Bases 375 to 1595 code for a protein of 406 amino acids. The transcript has 11 exons. NCBI's taxonomy places the organism in Eukaryota, Metazoa, Chordata, Actinopteri, Siluriformes, Clariidae. Gene Ontology annotation, molecular function: protein binding.